AUGGCUACCGACUGGCACCCGGACUUUCUGCCCCAGAACCAGCCUGCUCUGGAGAGUGUUGGAGGAGCUCAUGUCGAUCGAGCGCUCCAGAACACCUCUGGCAACAUACAGUCAUACUCCGACAACCUUGCAGCACACCACAGCGAUGCCACUGGCCGUGACGAGCAAUUCCAACAGCUGGCGUACAAGUAUCCCCAUCCACCUCCCGCCCCGGCUCAUCCAAUCCACGCUCCCACAAAUUUCCACCAGCAACAGGCAUUAGCGGCUCGAUUUCAAGCAAAGAAGCUUCGACGAAUGAAUUCCGUUGGUCAUAGCUCGGGGGGUGCUCGCCGGGCGAGGAGCUACCUCAAAUCGCAAAAGUAUCUCGAGUAUAGAGCACGUCCUCGACGAGACACGGGCAAAGAUGGGGAAGCAGUAUGGUCAGACGAACUUGAGGAUGCGUUUCAACAAGCUCUCGAAGCAAAUCCUCCAAUGGGCCGACGGAAAUGGUCUGAACAGGGAAAGUCCUAUGGCCGCAAUGAACUGAUUGCCGAGUACAUCUACGAUGCCACUGGCAAGAGAAGAACCAGGAAGCAAGUUUCCAGUCACCUGCAAGUAUUGGACUCGUUCCUGAAAGGUGACCCUGACUGGGAAAGACUUGUACGAGAACAGUCAUCGGAACGCUCUGGUGGUACUCCUCAGCCGACUGGUCCGCGGUGGAGGUCUUCGCUUCGAUCUCCUGUGCCAAGCAGUUAUCGUCCCCCAGCUCACAAUGUCUACCAUGACCCCUUGCGGCCGGUGCAGCCUUACCCUGCAGAGCUCCCCCCUCCGACACACUUCACCCUGGGCUCGAAUGUUCACGAGCCAGUGAAUUCCCAGACUAUCUACGGGUUAAAUCUCGAUAUGUGGGUGACAGCUCCUCACCAGGCACAUCAGGUAGAUAAAGCGUUGCACCAGUACACUCGUCUUCAAGGGGACCAGAACCGCCCGGGAGCUCCACCGAUGCCUUUAGAAAGCCUGGUGGGCUGGCGGACCGCCUUCCCGCACUUGUCAACGCUUACCUCUGGUGCUGAGGGUGCUUUGGACUGUGACAUUAUCUUGCUUGAAGCCAGCCUCGAGCUUAUGGACGAUUUCCCCCCCCCUAGCUCACGACUGGGGAUUGUUCUGAAUCUGGACUUCGGCCACCCAAUAGCGGGCGACGUUUCGAUGAUUGAGCAGAUGGAAAACUGGGUCUGCAGUACCUAUCUCUACGAGAAUGGACAAACUAUCCUGGAGUCGCAUCAUAACCUCAAAAAGCCCUUGUCGACGCAAGUGCAACCGCUGUGUGAGUCGACAUGGUGGGUGAAGCGACUUACUGAGUUGACCCAGGAUAAACGAAGGGAUGAAGAUGCCGGGCGACACCAUGCUGCCGACGAGCGCACAAGACGGUACUUCCGCUCUCUGACAGCAGUGACUGAAAUCCGGGCAACGUCACCCAACCCCCGACGGAUGUCCAACCAAUUUCAUCCUCAAGUGAAUGAAGAAAAGAGAAUGGCCAUUGUACUUUGGAAAUUCCGGCAAACACGACCGAACGAGGUUGGGACGACCACAUGGAAGAAGUUGAUCCCUCCACCUGAGCGCACUAUCACAAACAGCCCGAGAGCAGUGUCCGGGAUCGAUUUGCCCCCUCUUUCUCUGGAAGGGCUUUCUAUGCAUAGGCCCGCUCCUCCGAAUGUUUACCAAGCCCCUCCUCCCCAGCCGCAUGACUUGCUUCACGGCAAUAGCUUGCCACAGCCUCACUGGCAGCUAUAUCAGCAACCGCAAGAAAGCGUGGGGAACAUGUUCAACACGACAAACUCGCUCGACUUCUUGAGCUCCAUUAGCAGAGCUGAAGAUGGCCUUGGGGACAGACCGGCGGUUACAUCAGUCCUCGAUCCUUUUCCCAGUUUGCAACAACCGGAGACCAGCCAGCCAGCCAGCCUCACCGGCUCUACCGAUGCCCCUGUUAUGCUAAACGCCCCGGAAUACCAUCUACCUCAACCUCACCUUACAGGAUAUGGCAUGGGCCAUGACAGCCAUUAUAUCCAUUCCCAACACCCCGUCAGCAAUGUCCAGGAAAGCAGCAAGUUCCUCAACAGCAUCCUGGGUAAUGGACCGCAGCCCAUCGACGACAUGGGUCAUAACCAUGCCGCAUGGAGUGUGCCUUCAACAUCUAUCUCCGAUGAUGUUGGAUCGAACAAUUACACCCAUCUCCAGUUCCAGCCCUCCGACCAUGAAGUGCCGGUAUCCCGUGGACCGUCGCACCAGGCCAACGGACUCGAAGGACUUGUGCCGCCUGAAUGGCUGGAGAAGAUGGUUGGAGGGGUAUCUGGCGACCCUGGUAUGCAUGGGGCAGGACCCGAUCAUGCCAAUUCCUCCUAUAAUGAGAACAUCGUGGAGGCGGUUUAA
Messenger RNA from Aspergillus ruber CBS 135680, 2406 nucleotides. RefSeq names its product transcription factor AbaA (gene abaA). Gene Ontology annotation, cellular component: transcription regulator complex. Gene Ontology annotation, biological process: regulation of transcription by RNA polymerase II. The transcript is spliced from 3 exons. Gene Ontology annotation, molecular function: DNA-binding transcription factor activity, RNA polymerase II-specific; RNA polymerase II cis-regulatory region sequence-specific DNA binding. The record is from RefSeq and is a predicted model, not a curated record. The coding region runs from base 1 to 2406 and encodes 801 amino acids. Lineage: Eukaryota; Fungi; Ascomycota; Eurotiomycetes; Eurotiales; Aspergillaceae.